AUGGCAGCUUGCCGUAGGACAAUGAAAGAUCUCAAAGACAUCCGAGCGGGGCCACUGCCGAGAUAUCCCAUCAUCAAGGUGGACGACGCUAAUGUUCUAGAAUGGGAGGUCCUCCUGCAACCGACGACUCCGCCCUUCAGUCAAGGUGCUUUCCUGAAUUUGAGCCUGAAUUUCCCGCCCCAAUUUCCAUUCUUGGCGCCAAGAAUACGAUUUAAGACGAAAAUCUACCAUCCCAGUGUUGAUGAUGAAGGGAAAGUCUGUCUCAUGAUAAUCCUUCAAGAAAACUGGAAGCCAGCGGCUACCAUCCAGUUUGCCGAAUCCUGCGGGCCGAAACCACUAGACCGACACCGUUUGACCGAAAAUACCGGACAACACCAUUUGACCGAAACCGCUUCACCGAAAUCGCUUGACCGAAGCUGCUUGACCGAAUCUGCCCGGGUUGAGUCAGGCGUGUCGCGUAUCGCCUGA
Galendromus occidentalis (western predatory mite) is the source of this 468-nucleotide messenger RNA. RefSeq names its product ubiquitin-conjugating enzyme E2 L5-like. The record is from RefSeq and is a predicted model, not a curated record. The transcript has a single exon. Bases 1 to 468 code for a protein of 155 amino acids. Lineage: Eukaryota; Metazoa; Arthropoda; Arachnida; Mesostigmata; Phytoseiidae.